GGAGAGACAGAGGAGAAGAGGAGGAGGAUGGAGAAGGAGUGAUCGCUGCUGCUGAAAGUGGAUUCGAGAGUCUGGAAGCUUCAGGAAGAUGAUCUCUGGAAUUUAACACAACAGCCGGAGGAUGACCUGUAACCAGAGCAGCGGCGCCUUCAGAACCGGCUGGUCCAUCAACCACUUGGCCAAGUCGGUCAAACCGGAGCAUGGAGACGGGGAGGACCCGCCUGAGUACAGGAGGACCGAUGGCGAGGACGCGGGGGAAGUGGGCGGGCCGCGAAAGAGGGGCUCUCGUAAAAAGAGCGGCAGCCAGUCCCGGCUGGACCGGGUCCGACUGCGGCGCAUCGAGGCCAACGCGCGGGAACGGAACCGCAUGCACGGCCUGAACACCGCGCUGGACAGCCUGAGGAAAGUGGUUCCCUGUUACUCCAAGACGCAGAAGCUGUCCAAAAUCGAGACGCUCCGCUUGGCCAAGAACUACAUCUGCGUCCUGGGCGAGAUCCUGGGCACCGGCAAGAGGCCGGACCUGCUCACGUUCGUGCAGGCGCUGUGCAAGGGUCUCUCUCAGCCCACCACGAACCUGGUGGCCGGCUGCCUGCAGCUCAACGCCCGCGGCUUCGCCUCCGAGCCGGGCGGGGAGUCCUUCUCCCUGUACCCGGCCUUUCCCCACCAGCACCAGCACCAGCACCAGCACCAGCACCAGCACCAGCACCAGCAGGCGCCCGGUGCAGCCGGCUGCGGCCCAGCAGACGGCGCCGGGCCCCUGCGGCCGCUCAGGGCCCUCUGCGGCCCCUGCGGCCCCCUGUACGACACCCCGUCCCCAGACUGCCCCAGCCCCCUGGACGCAGCGACCCUCAGCCCGCCCCUCAGCUUCAACGGGAUAUUCGCCCUGAAAAACGAGGAGCCGGUGGAUUACAGAAGCUGCCACUACGGCCUCCGCUACUGCUCCAUCAACCAGGGGUCCUCCACAGGCCUCGAGCCCUACGACGUGCAGCUCCGAGGUCAGUUUUACCACGAGGAAGUAAACAAGCCUUUCCAGAACCAGUGAAACAGAGUAUAUGCGGAGUGAUCAUGAAAAUUUUUCCCAGUGGUCCUUGAUAAUGAAACAGACUUUAAUGGAUCAGCCGGUUUGGUUGCUGCCGACGUGAGAACAAUUAAUCCAUUCUAAAUGAUUAAUUGCCUGAGGACCGUUUGCAGGACAAAGAUGCACAGUAACCAGUGACAUGUUGGUUUGGUUAAAGCUUGUAUUUGCACUACACCACAAUAAAAGAAAACUCCGAAGGCGCAGGGAACUAUGCAAUACUGAUCAGACAGUCACAUCUGAGGGAAAGAGGCCCAAAACACUUUUGUACCUGCAUCCCUCAGAACGGAUGUUCCAUUAUUUUUAAUUACGGCUUGUGUUUUGUAUAUCGAAUAAACUGUAUCUCUUAUUGUACGUGUUUUUUGUUGUCAAUUCUGAAAUCGUGGCGCUGUUGGGUCGACUGACUCUUUUCGACCCUGAUUCAUUUUGCCCUCCGUCAGUGAGGUGCUGCUGCUGUUUCUAUUUGUGUCUUGCCUGGAUUUGAAACUGCAUCAUGUUUGUAACUGUGGUGUUUUCUUGGCAAUAUUGUUAUGAGGUGGUUCGCUGGAGAUGGUUCACCGCACUUUCAUGGAACCUUGCUAUGGUUUUGUUUUAUAUAACAAAUAAAACAAGUGAAAACA
Betta splendens (Siamese fighting fish) is the source of this 1695-nucleotide messenger RNA. Its product is annotated as neurogenic differentiation factor 6-A-like. The transcript has 2 exons. Bases 122 to 1042 code for a protein of 306 amino acids. Gene Ontology annotation, molecular function: protein dimerization activity. Lineage: Eukaryota; Metazoa; Chordata; Actinopteri; Anabantiformes; Osphronemidae. The record is from RefSeq and is a predicted model, not a curated record.